GACUGGUUCUAAUUUCCCCCUCAUAUACAGUGACUUUGAAUUCAAUUCGACAACAAAAUAUACAAGUUAUAAAAUAUACAUACGAAAAGGCAGAGAACAACUAAAACACACAAGUUAAUUGCUCAGUUGUUGCUUGCAUUUGCAUACUAAGUAAAUCGAAGUUUUUAGUGACUUUAUUGGCGGGCGACUUCACUCAUUCGUGCCGUUCUGUGUUUUAAAACGAGCGGAAACAAUUUCGGGGUGAAACGAAAUAUUUGCAUAAAAUUGCUCUUAAAAAAAAACCAUAAAAUCAUCAUAGAGAACACAGCAGGAGAGUGCGUGAGAAUUUCUCAAGUGUGAAAGACUUAAGAGCCUUAACCCGUUUUUUGGUUUCGUGGUUUACAUAAUCGAGUGGAGUUUUUCCUCAAUUCCAAUCAAAAUGCAGCCCUUGGCCAGACGUUUCACACAAUGCGGCAGUCUCACAAUGCUUUUUGGAGUUUUCAUUAUACUAUUCGGUGUCAGCUCCACGGCAUUGACCACAUUUGGCAAGACCAAUAAUCAGCCGCCACCCACGCAUGUACCAAUUGUUAAAGGACGCGAGUGUAAUGCCCAUGAUGAUUGCUCGGCGAUAGAUCGUACCAGCUGCGUCAAGGAUCCCAACGAUUACAAAUUGCGUUGCCUGUGCGGAGACGAUUCGCCACCCUCGGCCGGACAAUGCCCGGAUGUGCUGAAAGGUCUGCGUCAUAAAUGUAACAGCAACAAUGACUGUGAGGAUGGCAUGGUAUGCCAAUUCGAGAAUAGCAAUCGCACCAUUGGCGUAUCCAAAUUUAUGUCGAGCAAGACUAAAUUGUGCCUCUGCGAUAAUGAUAAUGGCUACGUCGAGGAUAUAUUGCAUGACAUUUGCAGUGGAGCAAAUCUACAAACAUUGGCUAACAUUUUGGCAUCGAUCUGCUCCUUGGUGCUGCCCUUCGUUGUCUCUGCCCAUAUGCGAAAACAUUUCUAGAAGGCUAGAGACGUGUUCUGUGGAAAAAACAAUCGUUAAAAACUUUGCGUUUAUAUCCCUUUAGUGAUCCAUGAAAUGUGCCUCAAUAAACUCAAAUAAAUUGUAUGAUUUUUCCCCUUUUUGAUCCCUGCCAUUCCCUGAAAAUUGAAAAAUCAUUGAAUCUUUUUUGAAGAAAAUCCCCUAAAAAAAACAAACAUCAUCUUUAGUCCAAAUGUCGUGUUAUAUUGUAUAAGUUUCAUAAAUACCACCGUCAAUUUUAUUCGCUUCUCACACAAAGUCGCGUUGAAUAUUACAUAUACAUAUAUAU
Molecule: messenger RNA, 1289 nt
Organism: Drosophila willistoni
Lineage: Eukaryota; Metazoa; Arthropoda; Insecta; Diptera; Drosophilidae
Gene: sosie
Exons: 4
Coding region: 419-982 (187 amino acids)
Source: RefSeq, a predicted model, not a curated record